ACAGAUAGUGUAGAACUUGAAAUCAUGCCUGAUGGAGAAGACACAUUAGAAGCAAGUCACCAAUACCAGGACACCGGAAGGGAUAAUCUCACUCAAAACGAAAGACCUAACAGCUUACCUAUAAGGACUAAUGACUCGGGGGACACUGUUGAUUUCAGACCUCUUAAUUCACCUAAAGAUGAUAUUGAUGGACAACAGCAAACUUCCUCUUCCAGAAGUCCAUUUGCAGACAGACAGAACUUUGUUAAACAAUUGUGUGAUGCUUCAUUAUUGGCUGCAAAUGUUUCCCAACUCCGUGUUGUGUUGGACGGAGGUUCAGAUAACAGUUAUUACAUUCCAUUACUUUUAAUGAUCGGAUUUUCACUUUUCUUUCACAUCGGGUUUGGUAUGCUUAUGAUUCAUAGAUGGAAAAAGGAAAGAGACGCUGAAAUGUUUCACAAAAAUAAUACUAACAGUCCGGCAGGUACGCCAUCUUCAAGUGUAAGUGUCUUAACAGAACAAGCAAAAGGAGUGACUUGUUCUUGCUCCUCGUGUUUGACAGUAGAGAGAUGUGACGAAAUCAGCAUGUUUAUCAUGCUUAUUAUCGUUGUUUUAAAUGUUUUUAUUGCAGGACUUGGGUUAUCAGGACCACCGAAAGGUGGAGCUGAUUAAAAAUUUAUUAUAUUUUUUAUGGAGAUUGGAGUCUCUAAAACAAAUUCAGUUUACUAUACUUUUAUGUCCGAUUGCAAGAAGAACAAUUUAUUUUCUGUUGUUGAUUAUUUUAUUUGUUU
Molecule: messenger RNA, 770 nt
Organism: Saccostrea echinata
Lineage: Eukaryota; Metazoa; Mollusca; Bivalvia; Ostreida; Ostreidae
Product: ninjurin-1-like
Exons: 3
Coding region: 25-651 (208 amino acids)
Biological process (GO): tissue regeneration; cell adhesion
Cellular component (GO): membrane
Source: RefSeq, a predicted model, not a curated record